Molecule: messenger RNA, 1056 nt
Organism: Aaosphaeria arxii CBS 175.79
Lineage: Eukaryota; Fungi; Ascomycota; Dothideomycetes; Pleosporales
Product: ClpP/crotonase
Exons: 1
Coding region: 276-947 (223 amino acids)
Source: RefSeq, a predicted model, not a curated record
GAAGGAACUAUCAUAUAUAGGUUUCAUGUAGUCUAUCAUUUUCAAUUACGAAGAUGGCCCCAGAGCUACAAAACGUGCUGGUUGAGCGCUUGUCUGAAGGCACAGUAUUGCUGAGUUACAAUUCUCCGAAGAGAUCCAACGCUUUUACUCCGCAGCAGUAUCUUGAUCUUAGAGAUGCUCUAGCUUGGGCUAGAGAUGAGCCUGCCGUGAGAGUUAUCGUAGUGUAAGUCCAUAGGCCUCAAACGAUUAGAGGGGAAAACGAACUCUGAUAUAACAUGACCAGGGCCGGAAAAGGCAAACACUAUUGUGCAGGUAAUCAAGACCUAGCAGUAGCUCUGAAUCGUACAGCUGACAGCAACCAAGGGCGAGCGAUGGGCGGAAGCGACACUAUCGAUGCUGAAGUAGCCGCAGGGAGUGCAUUAUCCGCAGUCCUCACCAACUACCCAAAGGUGCUCAUUGCCGCUGUACACGGUGCCAGUAUCGGCUGGGGUUGCACGCAGCUCAGCAACUUUGACCUCAUCUAUGCCCACCAAUCUGCCUUCUUUCAGACGCCAUUCCUGCCGCUUGGCAUCGUCCCGGAGGGUGGUUCCUCAUACAACUUCCCCAAGGUGAUGGGGAAGCCCCGAGCGAACGCUUUACUGUUGGCUGGAGAUAGACUGUCAGCACAGGAAGCCUACGUCGGGGGAUUGAUCACGGCAGUCAUCGAUGCUCCUUCGCCUGAAGAGUUCCAGAAGAAGGUCUUGGAGAAGGCGAAAAUGAUUGGCACUUAUAGCCCCGAGGCUUUACAUAUGACAAAGGCAUUAACGCAGGAUGCAUUGGAUGAUCUAGAUUCAAGGAGAAAGGCCGGCGAAAGGGAGAGAAGAGAUAUUCUAAUUCGGUUCUCUAGGGAGGAAACGAAGGCGAGUAUGGCGACCUUUGGAAAGAAAGAUACCAAAUCAAAGAUAUAGGACGGAACCAUACGCAUGUUAGAGGGGAUCAUAAGAGACGUGGUUCUCAGGAAGGGCCUAAGACAGCAUUGUUAGUUGAGGAAUUGGGCAUCGAAGUCUGAAGUUUGAA